AUGAUCGACGAUUACGAGCGGUCGGGGGAAAGGGAAGAAGAGGCCGCGAUGUUGCCGUGGUGGCCGGUUAAUUAUUAGGAACGUCGCGAUAAUUCGUCGCGUAAUUUUAGCGAUGAUGAUAUCAACGGCAUCAACGACAAACAACGCGCAAGUUGAACGCUUGGCGUACCUUGAAACACGGGCAACCCUCGGAUCACGAUCUAAUUCACUUCGAUAGCUUAUCGGCUAUUGGAUCACGGAUAUUUUUAUCUCUCGUUGGAUUAACGGCUCGCGAUAUCGCAGCGAAACGCGAGAAGUGAUAACGUUUGAUGGAAUCGUAUCGUUAUACCAUGUUUCUCUCUCUCUCGUUCGCGUGUAUUUUUUCCUGUUGUCUCGCUGUUGCGCAAUGCUCUCUCUCCUUUCCCACCGAUACGGAGAGCGUCGUUGUCUUUCGCGUGCAGGAUAAUCCGCGAUCGGCGAAUUUCCUUUUCCCUCGAAGGGCGGAGAAUCGCGUUCCGCGGACGAGAAACGAGACCCGAUCGAUUUUCCCGACUGUUUCGUUAUCUCUAUUCGCACCUGGCAAACUAGCUCGGGUUUUACUGUGUGUCGCAACGCUAGUCGCUCGUCUUUCUUACCUAAACUCGUACGUAUAUACCUGUGUAGAGCAUUUGUUGCAUUAUAUAUCGGUCAUUGCUUUCGCUUUUGUUUUAUGAUUUUUGCCGAUUUUGCAUAAUACCAAGUGAGCGAAGUAAGCUCUUUCUUUCUCAAGGUUCACACCACGUUAGACCACUGCCAUUUAUAAAAUCGUAUGAAUUUUGUCGUGCAUUUUCACAAAAUGGUGCGUACGCGUGAAACAGAAUUUCAAUGUGCGAUGCAACCAAAUUGCAAUUUUUCGCUGAUCGAGCUUUCAAUUUCUCUCGUUGCAGCUUGUCUCGCUGGACGGGCUGCACAGCGGAGUGCCGACGAGGACGACGCCGACGUUGACGCCGACGACGCUGCGGAGUAUCGAGCAGACGUUCCUCGAGCUGACCAGCGAGUCAGGAUCGCACAGCCGCGAGGCAGGUUUCGUGCCACCGUUGGUGGAACCUUCGCAACCGACGCCGGCACAGACGCAAAACACGGCGGCGCCGCACCACGUCGUUACCACCACCGUCGCCGCCCCCGUGGCAGCCAACACCAUCCUUGUGGACAGCCAGCAGACAACACAGCCGCAACAGCAGCAGCCAACCAGACGCAACAUGGGUGGCAGAAGGCCCACCAGGACGAUCGGGAUGACUCCGGAAGAGGAGGAACGAAGACAGAUACGCAGAGAGAGAAACAAGAUGGCAGCAGCUAGAUGUCGCAAGCGAAGGAUGGAUCACACCAAUGCCCUGUUAGAAGAGACUGAGGGUUUGGAGCAGAAGAAGCAGAGCUUGCAGGAGGAGAUCCAACAGCUACAGCAGGCCAAAGACGAGCUGGAAUUCAUUCUCGAAGCGCACAGAGCUGUCUGUCGACUUCGUUCCGCCUCGCCGCCGGACGUGAAGCCCGUGAUAAAGCCCGAGCUUCCGGCGGAGAAUCAUUUCGUAGUGGCGGCGGCGGUCGCGGCUGCUGCAGCCACCGUGGCCGACGACGGGAAACGCGACUCGCCGGUGAACAUCGCAACGAGACCAAACCGGCCGAACUCGUUGCCGGUUGGCUUCGACAACAACAAUCGGCCCAACUCCCUGUCGAUUUUCAACGAGCCGAAAGACAGGCCGGACACGCUCACGUUCAAAACGGUGGAAACACCCGCGUUCAUGAAACCGUCGAUGGACGUGGCAGGGAUGCCGAUCACCACGCCAACCAGUGGCAUACCGUUCAACUUCGAGUCGUUGAUGGAAGGUGGAACCGGGCUCACGCCAGUCUCCACGCCGUUGAUACCUUCCUGCUCGACGCAGCAGAGAAACAAUCUGUCGGCCGUCGAUCUCAGCUCGCCGGAUGCGAAUCCGCCGAAGCUAGUGAGCUUGUGACGCCAAGACGACCUCGAGUACGGAUCGAACGAGGAUGAUCCCGAAUGAGAUGACGUCCGCCACCGUUUCAUAUGACAUUGAUACCGUGCGUGGUAUACCAGGAGACACCAUGACCUGACCGCCGCGAUGAGUAAUUAACGAAUUUAACGGGAAGGCAAACUCGUUGAAUCAAUUUUCUUUUUUUUUUUUUUU
Heterotrigona itama is the source of this 2159-nucleotide messenger RNA. The record is from the annotation of a GenBank genome assembly. NCBI's taxonomy places the organism in Eukaryota, Metazoa, Arthropoda, Insecta, Hymenoptera, Apidae.